AUGUCAGUACUGCCACGAGAAAAUUUGGAAACGUCGAUAGCUGUGGAGCAUGACAGCACCUUGCUUUCAUCCACCGACAGCGAGGAUAGCUGUGGUGAGGGUUGUGGUGAUGCGGGUAUCAUUCCACUGAAUGUGAUGUACGCAAUGACAGGCGCCAUUGAGAAGCAGGAGAGGGACAUGUCGCGUGAGCAAAGAGCGCAAAAGAUUACACAAGAGAGGGAGAUGUUAAGCCGUCGGCAGCUUUUACGCGAGCGAGUUGAAUUGUUGCGGCAUAGAUUGGCCAGCACAAGAGAACCCUUUGAGGAGGAACAGGAGGAGGAACGUCGGGCAAAUGCCGUCGGCAUCUCCAUGGAGCUAUCAAUUUCGGGUUCAGAAAUCCACGCUGCCCAUGCGAUUAGGCAGACUGCGUAUCUGCCGUGGUCAACACGGCUCUGGCACUCCCUCUACAACAAAGUCCGUUACUUCUUCGUUGCGGCAUCAUUUAUCACUGGCGGCAACGUGUAUGCAAGUGAGGCACUAAAUGAGUACUACCAGCAGGAGACGUAUGAUUAA
Molecule: messenger RNA, 552 nt
Organism: Trypanosoma cruzi
Lineage: Eukaryota; Euglenozoa; Kinetoplastea; Trypanosomatida; Trypanosomatidae
Exons: 1
Coding region: 1-552 (183 amino acids)
Source: RefSeq, a predicted model, not a curated record